CUGUACGUGGAGCAAGGUAAAGGUCACCAAGCGGCAAGAUGGCGGAUCAAGGGAUACCCAAGAGUGUUAAUUUCCUCUUUGGGGGAAGCGCGGGCAUGCUGGCAACAUGCUUUGUGCAACCCUUGGAUGUGGUGAAGAACAGAUUGCAAUUAAGUGGAGAAGGAGGGGCGCCUAGGCUCUACAACAGUUCCUUUGACGCCAUCAGGGCCAUCUAUGUGAAGGAAGGAUUUAAUGGCUUGUUUGCUGGUCUUUCAGCAGGGUUGCUAAGGCAGGCAACAUACACUACUACCAGGCUUGGGAUCUAUACUACUCUCUUGGAUAGGGUCAGGGCUAGGAACCAGGGGGAAAAUCCUAAUUUUGCUUCUUUGUUGGCUAUUGGUCUUGUUGCUGGUGGUUGUGGGGCAGUCGUUGGAACCCCCGCUGAGAUUUCCCUCAUACGAAUGUGUGCUGAUGGCAGGUUACCCAAAGAACAACAGAGAGGGUACACCAAUGUGUUUAAUGCUUUGUCAAGAAUAACGAAAGAAGAGGGAAUUGCCACAUUGUGGAGGGGUUGCCUCCCCACAGUUGGCCGUGCUAUGGUGGUGAAUGCUGCACAACUGGGCACCUACUCCCGGGCAAAACAGAUGCUUCUCAAAACAGGUUAUUUCCGUGAUAAUCUUUUCUGUCACUUUAAUGCCAGUAUGAUCAGUGGUCUGGUAACAACCAUUGCCUCCAUGCCAGUGGAUAUUGUGAAAACCAGGUUACAAAAUAUGAAAGUCGUAAGUGGAGUGCCGGAAUACUCUGGUGCCAUAAACUGCUUCACACGCGUAAUCAAGGUAGAAGGCGUGUUCAGUCUAUGGAAGGGUUUCAUGCCGUACUAUUUCCGCCUUGGUCCUCAUACGGUGCUCACCUUCAUAUUCUUGGAAUUUUUUAUCAAGACCUACAAGAAGACUAAGGGCAUUGAAGGCUCAUCAGGUGGUCUCUGAAGAGGGUUUCUCUUAAGAUCCAGGAAGGGAGUCCCAGAAUUACAAAACAGGUUUAUGUCGGAUUCAGUGCAGAGCAGAGAAUUACAACAUUACAACUAUCACACAGGAUGCUGUUAAUAUAAACUGUUAGUCCUUAAAUAUUUUUGGUCUUAUUCAGUUCAGGAUAAGGCUGCAGUUGUCUACUAAAACAGAGUGGAGAAUAUUUUAUUUAGAACAGAAACUAUUUCUUUCUUGUUAUCACAAGGAUGCAAUGUUUGUUUGAAUUGGACUGCCAGUGGUAGAUCUUUGCUUUGAGUAAGACAAUUUUUCCUUCUUUCUUUUUUUUUUUUUUCUUUUCUUUUUCUUGAAACAGGACCAUGGUCACAUUUUCUUUCUUUAAAAAGUUACAAUAUUGCAUAGACUCUAACUUCUACCCAUUUCAUAUAGAUGGUUACAAUGAGGGUGGCAUUUGCAGGUCCCGAUCCAGAUGUGCUCGCUAUACCAAGCCAUCUGUAACAGGCAAAAGGGACCGUAAGCCCCCUUUACACUGGAAGGUGUUCUUUCUGCAUCCCGUAGUACGACACCGUUGGAGAGUGAAAAAAAUAAUAAUCAUUUAAGGGAUAACAACUGUUCAUUUUGGCCAAAAAAUGGAUUUUCCUGGGGUAAA
Lingula anatina is the source of this 1611-nucleotide messenger RNA. Its product is annotated as mitochondrial 2-oxoglutarate/malate carrier protein. The record is from RefSeq and is a predicted model, not a curated record. Lineage: Eukaryota; Metazoa; Brachiopoda; Lingulata; Lingulida; Lingulidae.